This is a messenger RNA of Trichoderma harzianum CBS 226.95, 1282 nucleotides long. RefSeq lists its product as hypothetical. Gene Ontology annotation, biological process: positive regulation of protein catabolic process. The transcript is spliced from 3 exons. Lineage: Eukaryota; Fungi; Ascomycota; Sordariomycetes; Hypocreales; Hypocreaceae. The record is from RefSeq and is a predicted model, not a curated record. Gene Ontology annotation, cellular component: cytoplasm; nucleus. The coding region runs from base 1 to 834 and encodes 277 amino acids. Gene Ontology annotation, molecular function: ornithine decarboxylase inhibitor activity.
AUGGCGCCAAUGAGUAACCAAAGUAUAAAUUACAGUAGUAAUUAUGGCGAGGAGUUGACUGCCCGUGUCAACGUCCUUGCCUCCUGCUACGUUGUUGACUCUGCCGCCAACCUCAAGGGCCUCCACUACUGCACUACGGGGGGGCGGAGUGGUAUUCCUGAGGUCCCUUCCUCAGGCCUGCCUUCUCCUCCGUCAAGCCCCCCCCUCGCCGCAUUGACCUCGUCCAACCAGCUCGCCCUUCUUCCUAAGCAGAAGAAGCGCGACAUUCCAGGCAGACGCCUGGAGCGACGAGGGGGGGCAGCACUCAUGAUCAGGGAAGAAUGUGAGAGAUUCUUCUGUGAGACCAUGAAGACCGUGUUCCUUGGUGAGAGGAACCUGUCUAUCAAUGGCUCCGGCUUUUCAGGUGCUUAUUUACAAUCGCCGCCACCCGACCACCACCUCGCGGAUCCAUUCAACCAGGGCCCGGACACUGUUCCGGCUGGCUCGCGGAUCGACGCCUGGAUGGAAGUCUGGGACUACGCCGGCGGAUCGAGCUUCCGCGCCUUUGUGGCAGACGAUGGAAGGGAGAAGUCCCUCUUCAUCUUCUUCGACAUUGAAGGCGUGCUCGGAAGAGACUUGAAAAAGGCUCUUAUGGCGCUCAUCGAACUUGCUGAUGGUCCCCUGGCCUGUAGCCAGAUCAUCACAUGUCUUGAUCGCCGCCUACCUGCAGAUAAUGCUCGUGAUUUGAUCAAGAGCCUUCAAUGGGUUGGCUUCGACAUGGCCACGCUAGACCACUGGGCCAGUGACUUGGACGUGACUAGCAAACAGUGGAUUUUCAUGGGCAUGGAACUCUAGUUUUUUCUCUUGCUUUAUUUGCUUUACUGCGCAUUCGUUUUAUUGGGGAACCAGCUUUACUUGUUAAGGAAACCAGAUUGAUUCGUUGUUGAUCCUGGAUCCGCCCGUUUGUUCUUUAUGGCUCGAAAAAGCAAACAAAAAGCAUAAGGGCGUUGGUCAGUGAUUCUGCUUCUCUUGUUCUUUUGAAGCUAGUACCAUCCCGGGAGUUUUUAGUUGGGACUGUUUAUAUGUUUUUGGUGUUGUGUCGUUUUGGUGUUGUGUCGUUUUGGUAUUGGUCAAACUGCCCUUUGAAAAGUAUCUCGAUGCUUUUUCAUUUGGAGUCAUGGAUCGACAGGGAUAGACUGUACGGAGUGCUCCGGACAGGUGUAGGCCAAACAGUUAUCGGGUUAGUUAGUUGACAACAUUUAGUUUUGAGUGAAUGGAUCAAACUCUUUUCUUCCCUCAUCAU